Schistocerca gregaria is the source of this 1335-nucleotide messenger RNA. RefSeq lists its product as uncharacterized. The record is from RefSeq and is a predicted model, not a curated record. Lineage: Eukaryota; Metazoa; Arthropoda; Insecta; Orthoptera; Acrididae. The coding region runs from base 1 to 1335 and encodes 444 amino acids. The transcript has 2 exons.
AUGGACUGCAGCCACAAUGUGUUGUCCUCAAAAGAUGAGCUUUCCUUCACAAGGAGUGCAGCCUUUGCAAGGAGUGGAGCCCUUGCUAGGAGUGCAGCCUUUGCAAGGAGUGCAGCCUUUGCAAGGAAUGCAGCCUUUGCAAGGAAUGCAGCCUUCACAUGCAUUGCAGCCUUUGCAAGGAGUACAGCCUUUGCAAGGAGUGCAGCAUUCGCAAGGAGUGCAGCAUUCGCAAGGAGUGGAGCCUUCGCAAGGAGUGCAGCCUUCACAUGCAUUGCAGCCUUCGCAAGGGGUAGAGCCUUAGCAAGGAGUGCAGCAUCGCAAGGAGUGCAGCAUUCGCAAGGAGUGGAGCCUUCGCAAGGAGUGCGGCCUUCACAUGGAGUGCAGCCUUCGCAUGGAAUGUGGCCUUUGCAUGGAUUUCAGCCUUCACAUGGAGUGCAGCCUUCACAUGGAGUGAAGCCUUCAUAUGGAGUGUGGCCUUCGCAAUGGAGUGCAACAUUGGCAUGGAGUGUAGCCUUCGCAAGGAGUGCAUCAGUAGCAUGGGGUGCAGCCUUCACACCUACAGCAGCAUUUGUAUGGGGUACAGCCUUCAUAUGUAGUGCAGGCAUUCACAUGGAGUGCAGCCUACACAUGAAGUGCUGCCUUCACAUGGAGUGCAGCCAUUCAUAUGGAAUGCAGCCUUCACAUGGUGUACUGCCUUCGCAUGGAGUGCUGCCUUCACAUGGACUGCAGCCACAAGGUUUGUUGUUCUCAAAAUAUGAGCCUUCCUUCACAAGGAGUGCAGCCUUUGCAAGGAGUGCAGCCUUUGCAAGGAGUGCAGCCUUCACAAGGAGUGCAGCCUUCGCAAGGAAUGCAGCCUUCAAAUGCAUUGCAGCCUUCGCAAGGAGUACAGCCUUCGCAAGGAGUGCAGCAUUCGCAAGGAAUACAGCAUUCGUAUGGAGUGGAGCCUUCGCAAUGAGUGCAGCCUUCACAUGGAGUGCUGCCUUCGCAUGGAGUGCUGCCUUCACAUGGAGUGCUGCCUUCACAUGGACUGCAGCCACAAGGAGUGCAGCCUUUGCAAGGAGUGGAGCCUUUGCAAGGAGUGCAGCCUUUGCAAGGAGUGCAGCAUUUGCAAUGAGUGCAGCCUUCGCAAGGAAUGCAGCCUUCACAUGCAUUGCAGACUUCGCAAGGAGUACAAGCCUUCGCAAGGAGUGCAGCAUUCGCAAGGAGUGCAGCAUUCGCAAGGAGUCGAGCCUUCGCAUGGAGUGCAGCCUUCGCAAGGAGUGCCGCCUUUGCAUGGAGUGUGGCCUUUGCAUGGAUUUCAGCCUUCACAUGGAGUGCAGCCUUCACAUGGGGUGA